AUGGCGUCCAUCGCUCGCAGCAUUCUGAAGAAACCCGUCAAGAUUGCCAUUGUGCAGCUGUCUUCGGGCCUUGACAAGGCUGCAAAUCUGAAGCAUGCUGCUUCUCAAGUAGCAAAGGCCGCCUCGGGGGGAUCCAAGAUUGUCGUUCUCCCAGAGUGCUUCAACUCACCUUAUGGAACCGAUUUCUUUCCCAAAUACGCAGAGACCCUGCUGCCUUUGCCUCCAGUGAGGGAGCAAGCCCCUUCCUAUUAUGCUUUAUCGGCAAUGGCAGCAGAGAAUAAGGUAUACCUUAUUGGAGGCUCGAUUCCUGAGCUCAACCCUUCUACAAAGAAGCAUUACAAUACUUGUCUCAUCUUCGGACCCGAUGGCGCCCUGUUGUCGAUUCAUCGCAAGAUGCACCUAUUUGAUGUUAACAUUCCUGGCAAAAUUACUUUCCGGGAAUCUGACGUUCUCAGCCCAGGCAACAAGGUCACCCUCGUCGACUUUCCCGAAUAUGGAAAAGUCGCUAUUGCUCGCAAAGGAGCAUUUGCUCUAAUCUACCCUGGCGCGUUCAACCUCAUCACAGGCGCCCUUCACUGGAAGCUAUUAGCCCAGGCACGAGCCGUUGACAACCAAAUUUACGUGGGAAUGUGCAGCCCUGCACGUAACCUAGAUGGUCCCUAUCAUGCCUGGGGCCACAGUAUGAUUCUCGACCCAAUGGCUGGUGUCUUGGCGGAGACUGAAGAAGGGGAGGCUAUCAUUGAGGCUGAACUGAACGAAGAGAGAAUUACGGAGACACGAAGAAACAUACCUUUGGAGACACAGAGGCGUUACGAUAUUUAUCCCGAUGUUAGCGAGGGCAAAGUAGCAUAUGAGGAUCCCGAUCUUCUGGGUCAGAUUCGUAACUAA
Molecule: messenger RNA, 888 nt
Organism: Trichoderma breve
Lineage: Eukaryota; Fungi; Ascomycota; Sordariomycetes; Hypocreales; Hypocreaceae
Product: carbon-nitrogen hydrolase domain-containing protein
Exons: 2
Coding region: 1-888 (295 amino acids)
Biological process (GO): oxaloacetate metabolic process; L-glutamine metabolic process
Cellular component (GO): mitochondrion
Molecular function (GO): omega-amidase activity
Source: RefSeq, a predicted model, not a curated record